GAUGGUUGAGUCAGAGAUCCAUCCGUACGAGGCAACACAUUGACAAAUUCGUGAUGUACGCCCCUCCACACCAAAACGUCUGUCACAACUCUGCACAACACCGCAGCAUCAGCAUCUGUUGGGAAUCCAGAUAAACGACCCAUCUCCGCCUUCAUAAAUGAUUGUGUAAAUAUGUAACAAUAACGAUAAUAUAUUUGAUCGAAGGACACACAGCAGAAAGCUGCUGUAUAGUACCAUGGGUGGCCAUGAUGAUGAUGACGUAUCUUAUCAUGUAGCCAACAACCAACAUCAAGAUGAAGUGCUGAAAAACAAAUUGAAUGACAGCGGCCUUUGGAGUGACCAAGAAUCCACAGACGGCAACAAUGCUAAGUGGGUCAAGGAGGGCAAGAACCAACUGAGGAAAGUAGCCGAGAAACAUCAGGACCAGGACCAGAAUGGGAACCAGGAGGACUUCUCUCCUCAUAACACCAACGAGGAGCAGGAGGAGGAGCAGCAGAGGAACGAGGGGCAGACCAAAUCUCCCAAGACCGCCAAGACCCUGGGCCUGAAGGAAGAAGAGCCCAAUACCAUCCUGAAAGAGUCACAACUCAUCAACACCCUGGUGUCUGCAGAGGAUAAAGACGAUGAAGGCGAAGAAGACGACAAAGAGAAGGAAGAUUCAUCUGAGGCAGAAGAAGAGGCCGGCAGUCUUAUAGAGGAAGAGCGGGAGUCCGAGCAGAGGGAUGCAGAGGCUGAAAGAGAGGGAAGUGGGGUGGCUAGAAAUCCCUGUCUGCUGUUCUCUAAUGUGAACGGAACACCAAGUGAUGAAGAAACCAACUGGUCAGCACUGUCUCAGGAAAGCAUUGUUGAAAGCCCUCCAAAUGAAAACAAAGAGUCCUUCUGGGACUCGGAGGCCUUUGAGGCGGACACAGACCUACCCUCUGGGUGGAUGCGGGUUCGAGACACUUCAGGUACCUAUUAUUGGCACAUCCCUACUGGCACUACUCAGUGGGAGCCUCCCUCCCCUCUGGACAAGGUGGGAGACUCCAUGAUGUCCUCCAGUAUGUCCCUGGAGACAACGCCCUGUGAGGAAGAGCCAGAGGAAACAUGGGGGGACCUCUCUAACCCAGAUGAAGGGACGAGUGAUGGAGAGCUGUGGAAGGAGGGAGAGGUGGCAUCUGACCAGAGCCUGAAGGAGUUUGAAGGGGCAACCCUGCGCUAUGCAUCCAUCAACCUCAACUGUUCCCAAUACGAGGAAGAGGAGAAACUUGAUCCCCAUGGCACUGACCUGGAGGCUAAGUAUUUUGCCGUGCGCUCUCUGGGCUGGGUGGAGAUGUCUGAAGAGGACAUGGCACCGGGAAAGAGCAGCGUGGCUGUCAAUAACUGCAUUAGACAGCUGUCCUACCAUAAACACAACCUCCACGACACUGCUGGCAUCUGGGGAGAGGGUAAGGACAUGCUGAUGGUCCUGCAGAAUGACACUAUGAAUCUGAUCGACCCACUGGGACAGACUCUGCUGCACUCCCAGCCCAUCGCCAGCAUCCGCGUGUGGGGCGUGGGCCGAGACAACGGCAGAGACUUUGCUUAUGUCGCGCGAGACAACCUGACCCAGGUACUCAAGUGUCACGUGUUCCGCUGUGACUCACCUGCCAAGAACAUCGCCACCAGUCUGCAUGAGAUGUGUUCCAGGAUAAUGACAGAGAGGAAGCUAUCCAAGCCAUUUCUGAGCAGGUACAAUUAUGACCAGUGCAAACCCAUGGAGAUUCCUGCUCAAGAGUUUCCCGUUCCAAAAAAUGAGAAUUUCCAACGUUUCCUUGUGUAUUACCUUGGUAACGUACCUGUGUCCAAGCCUGUAGGUAAGGGACGCAUGGGUGUGGACACAAUCAAUGAUGCUUUGGCGGCUGCAAUGAACAGCACAAGGAAGCAGGAUUGGACCCCCGUCUCUGUCAACGUGGCCCCUGCCACUCUCACCAUCCUCACCAGAGAGACUGAGGAGGUCUUGUCAGAGUGCCGGGUGCGGUUCCUGUCUUUCAUGGGUGUGGGGAAGGAUGUCCACACCUUUGCCUUCAUCAUGGCCGAGGGCCCCGGGGACUUCAUCUGUCACAUGUUCUGGUGUGAGCCCAACGCUGCCAGCCUGAGUGAGGCGGUGCAGGCCGCCUGCAUGCUGCGCUACCAGAAGUGUCUGGACGCGAGGCCUCCCAGCCUGGGCUCCUGCCUGCCCACUCCCCCUGCUGACUCCGUGGCCCGCCGGGUCAGGAUCGGGGUCCAGAGUCUGCUGGGAAGCUUCAAGCAGUACAGGUCAGGGUCCCAGUCCCCCUGAGCAGAAGAGAGAAGAUCUCCCCCCCAGUAACACUAACCCAUCACAGCAGCUCCAGCUUACUCCUCUCAUUCUCCCUUUCCUAUCGGACUUGCACUCUUUUUGGCCUUCCUUAGAGAAUGUCUUGUCAUUAGUGUAUGGCGUUAUAUGUAACUGAGGAAAUGCUUACUUACUAGUGAUUUCAAAGUACGUUUUUCUCUACAUCUACUGUAUAACUCUCCUUUAGCUUUGUACUCAAACUGAAUGAGCCCUGACAACUACCCGUUGUUUGUUCUGUUGCUGGGAUGUCAUCUGUUUGUCACUAUUUUUGUGUUUUAGCAGAAACCAUGUCUGACAGGAAGUGUUCGUAUGACGGGAUGUAAGUACAUGUUUCUUCACAGUAGGAGGUUAGGACGUAUUUAGGACGAUUCCACACAGAAAUACAUCUAAUUUCUUCCUCAGUGCAAUUAUGGUUGAGUCAUGGGGCCAUGCUUCUCCAAACAGUAACACCUCUUUUUCUACUGGUGUCUGAAGAAGGUCGUGCAAUCACGGUCGGGAACCUAGUAUAGUAGUCUCCUGAUGUUUGUUUUCUACCAUGUGGAUACCCUGUACACUCCUCAGCCUUUCUACUCCUGCCCAGAUGAGCUUCUCGACACUAGCCAUCUUAGAGCCCAAGUAGAGUGUGUUGUAGUCUUCCGUUAAAUAAGUGUAGAAUCAUGUGCCACGUUGUAGUGAACAACCACUGAUUUUAGGGUAUGCUGGAGUUGUUUCCCAUACAUUUUCAUGAACAUUUGCAAGUUCAGUGCUUGUGUGCAAUAAUCAAUCUUUCCUGUAUGUGGUAUUGGUAGAAUGGCUUCCAUAGGCUUAUAUAGCAGCACACACUGUGCUGUGGUUUCUUUAAUGUAGGGGCCUGGCUAUGUCUGACUAGUGUUUGGCCAACAAAAAGAGCCAAUGGUGAAAAUAGACUUCUGGUCAUGAAUAAGUGACCUAUAAAAUACAGCAUCUCAAGGCCUCGGUUUUCCAUCUGUUAGUCAACCACAGCUUUUAACCACCUCCACUGAAUAGUAGUGUAGGACCUCACCACACACUGCAUGUUUUAAUAGCUUAGAGGAAUAACCAGGAUCAUAUCUGCCUGCAGCGGUUUAGUGCUGAACUCUUAGUUAUUGUAACAUACUAGAUGUGUGCUACUUCAUGGUAAAGAUGCUGAAUUCUGUACCUGUUAAGUGUUUGUAAGGCUUGUCACUAGCCUAUAUCCGUGUCUAUCAAUAUAUAUGCUUGUAGUAGAUUAGUUGUCACUGUCAGGUCCUUCCCACUGAGUAGCUGAGAGCAGGUCCGUAUCUGUCUCCCUUAGUCACCGCCCUGGGACAGGGAUAACAUUGAGAGGAUGACUCCAGUGUUUUAGGAUUCUGUUCUUCCACUUUUUGCUCUGUUUGGCCCUGGACACUCUUAAGUAUUGUUUGUAUACAUUAUCAUGGACACUACUGAGGAGCUGUUGCGCAUUUUUGAUUAUUGAUUGUAUUAGAGAACAUUUUUAUGUUUAAAAAACGAAUGAAUUGUGUUUGUCAAGUAUUUAGUGCAAUAGUUAUUUGACCUAUAACUAAAUAAAACUUGUAAAAUAUAGAAACACUAUCUGAAAUUAGACUAGACACUAUAGUACUAUAGAUUGUAUUGUAUAAUACUGUAGAUUGUAUUGUAUAAUACUGUAGAUUGUAUUGUAUAAUACUAUAGAUUGUAUUGUAUAAUACUAUAGAUUGUAUUGUAUAAUACUAUAGAUUGUAUCGUAUAAUACUAUAGAUUGUAUCGUAUAAUACUAUAGAUUGUAUCGUAUAAUACUAUAGUGUAUCUUUUGUCACCGCUCACUUAUCAUUGUGCUCUUUUUUCUAAUUCUGUUGUGUUAGUACUUCCAAGGUCAACAUAAAAAACAAGUGAGUGUUUGAACACUAGUUUAUUAAUUUAUUUCACAAUUUAUGUAAAUUAGGUGUAUAAAAUGUAUCUGUAUAUAAAAGUCCCUGCACAAUAAAUAAAUGUGAACAUA
Molecule: messenger RNA, 4310 nt
Organism: Oncorhynchus masou masou (cherry salmon)
Lineage: Eukaryota; Metazoa; Chordata; Actinopteri; Salmoniformes; Salmonidae
Product: amyloid beta precursor protein binding family B member 1-like
Exons: 14
Coding region: 236-2299 (687 amino acids)
Biological process (GO): regulation of DNA-templated transcription
Cellular component (GO): cytoplasm; nucleus
Molecular function (GO): transcription factor binding; amyloid-beta binding
Source: RefSeq, a predicted model, not a curated record